UUAUACGACAUAUUCAUCGCUCCAAUUUCAGACUCGAUAAAAGGUGACGAACUCGUCAUUGUCCCUUACGGUUCAUCGUUCUUGAUUCCUUAUGCUGCCCUUGUGGACCAAAACUCUAGGUAUUUAUCUGAAACGCUUAGAAUUAGAUUGAUUCCAUCACUGACAAGCUUAAGGCUGCUCGCAGAAUGUCCGGAGGGCCGCCAUAGUACAUCGGGGGCUCUACUUGUUGGAAACCCGUGGGUGGAAACUGUACGCAUAAGCCGCAAAUCAUUUCGUAAGCUUCCAGGUGCUGAGGAAGAGGUAAAAAUGAUUAGAUAAAUUCUAAACAUCGAGCCUCUCACCGGAAAGAACGCCACAAAAGGUCGGGUUUUAAGCGGGCUCAACUCAGUUUCGUUAGUGCACAUAGCAGCUCAUGGUCGUACAGAAACCGGAGAAAUUAUUUUGUCUCCUAAUUUUGCUAGUGCAAAAAGACCCAAAGAGCAAGACUUUCUUUUGACAAUGGCAGAUGUGUUGGAUGCAAAAGUGCACGCCAAGCUAGUUGUCUUAAGCUGCUGCAACAGUGGGCGAGGAAAUAUCAAAGUCGAAGGAGUGGUUGGUAUUGCACGUGCCUUCUUAGGAGCCGGUGCGCGUUCUGUUAUUGCGACACUGUGGGAGAUUGAUGACGAAGCCACUCUUGCGUUUAUGAGACACUUUUACGAACAUUUAGUAGCCGGGCAAAGUGCAAGUAAGUCACUUCAUCAUGCCAUGAAAAGGAUGCGGGAGUCGGAAAAAUUCAUUGCCGUGAAGCACUGGGCUCCAUUCGUGCUGAUCGGUGAUGACGUGACAUUGAAUUUUGGCCAAUGA
Porites evermanni is the source of this 843-nucleotide messenger RNA. The record is from the annotation of a GenBank genome assembly. Lineage: Eukaryota; Metazoa; Cnidaria; Anthozoa; Scleractinia; Poritidae.